Messenger RNA from Carya illinoinensis, 1507 nucleotides. Its product is annotated as protein ABHD11. NCBI's taxonomy places the organism in Eukaryota, Viridiplantae, Streptophyta, Magnoliopsida, Fagales, Juglandaceae. Bases 171 to 1343 code for a protein of 390 amino acids. The record is from RefSeq and is a predicted model, not a curated record. The transcript is spliced from 14 exons.
CACACUGCUGACGGUAAUGGUUGGAACUCGAAGCAGCCAAAAGGAGAUUGCUCAAAGCUAGUGCAGACACGUAAGUGUCACGUGCCAGACCGUUUACUUGCGGGGUAGUUUUGUCAUUCCAGUGUGGACUGAGGCUUCCACCGACCACAAGAUCCUACGGUUCCCGCAAAAUGUCGGCGGUUUCGAAUUUAUCGCCGUGCUGUUACGGCGUGAGAUCGGUCAGUUUUGUAGGGAGUAACUCGAUGCUCCGUUCGACUGCCGGGAUCCAUUGGAUGGCCACGGCUUGGGCUUCGAGGCGUUUUGAGAAUGAUACAUUUCGCAUCUCUCGGUUAGCUCUCCAUCACUCCCGCAGCGCAAUUAAAGAUCCCAGUAUACGUAUGGCAUUAGUAGACGAGAGGCUUGCUCGUAGAGGAAAUGUCGCCAAGCCUUCUGAAAUAUUGGCAUAUGAUCUCGUUCAAGGAGCACUUGUAAGAUGGAGUUCUGUUGUGGAUAGCUCAUUACCGGAUCCACCAACAGCUGUUUUUCUGCAUGGCAUUUUAGGUGGCAGGAAGAACUGGGGUACCUUUGCACGGAGGUUGGCCCAAGAAUUUCCAACAUGGCAGUUUCUUUUAGUUGACCUACGGUGUCAUGGUGAUUCUACAUCAAUUAAGAAGAGGGGUCCACAUACUGUUGCCUCCACUGCUCUUGAUGUCUUAAAGCUAGUUGGACAGCUAAAAAUAACCCCCCGAGUUCUAGUUGGGCACAGCUUUGGAGGAAAAGUGGCAUUGAGCAUGGUGGAACAAGCUGCAAAACCUCUUGCACGACCAGUUAGAGUUUGGGUUUUAGAUGCUACUCCUGGAAAGGUUAGACCUGGUGGAGAUGGAGAGGACCAUCCAGCAGAACUGAUAUCUUUCUUGAGUACCUUGCCAAAGGAGGUCUCCUCAAAGCAGAAUAUUUUGAACGCUCUCAUUCAAGAAGGAUUUUCCAAAGAUGUGGCACAGUGGGUGGUAACCAACCUUCGACCGGCAAACUCUCUUGGUCCAUUGUCAUCAACUUUUUCGUGGGUGUUUGACCUCAAGGGAAUAGCUGAAAUGUAUCAGUCCUAUGAAGAAACAAAUUUAUGGAAAAUUGUUGAAGAAGUGCCUCGAGGUGUGCAUAUUAAUUUUUUGAAAGCUGAAAGAAGCUUACACAGGUGGGCUCUUGAAGAUCUCCAGAGAAUUCACGCUGCUGAGGAACUUGCUGCUGAUGAGGGAGGUGGAGUUGAAAUGCACGUCCUUGAAGAUGCUGGCCAUUGGGUACAUACAGAUAACCCAGAUGGGCUCUUUAGAAUUCUUUCAUCUUCUUUUGAGAGAUUCAAAAGCUGAGGGAUCUUAGAUUCUUAAGGUUAUAUAAGCCUCCCCUUCAUUUUAGAGAUAGCAAACUCUCAAACACGAAUACGUACUGUAUGUAUUCUUUGUUCUUUUAAACCACAAGAUUAUAGUGAGCCUUGUGUAUCAUAACAGUGCUGUAUCUUUUUUCUUUUCUUUUC